This is a messenger RNA of Leucoraja erinaceus (little skate), 4341 nucleotides long. RefSeq names its product V-set and transmembrane domain containing 2B (gene vstm2b). NCBI's taxonomy places the organism in Eukaryota, Metazoa, Chordata, Chondrichthyes, Rajiformes, Rajidae. The coding region runs from base 493 to 1290 and encodes 265 amino acids. The transcript is spliced from 6 exons. The record is from RefSeq and is a predicted model, not a curated record.
GUGUGUGAUCCUCCCUCGCCCUGCCUUCUAGUCUUGUCAGCCCGCGGUGCUCACAUCAGCCUCUCCCGGAGAUGUCCAAGCCACUCGGCCCCUCCCCCAGCUACUAGCCCGCGCAGUGAAAGGACUCAUUUCCUCCCGGCAGGAGAUGCUGUCGCCUCGGUGAGCGGUUGCGGAGAGGAGAGGCGGGGACUCGGGGAAUGGGGAACAGUGUUGUCGGAGUUAGAGUCAGUGCCCGCGACCACCUGCCGACCCCUCGCAGCUGGGCUCACACCGGCGCCGCUCCCAACAAGACGUGUUUGUGAGCUGUGGACACGCGGCGGGCGGGGAGGCACAGAGGCGACUUGUAGCCGCUACAGAGGGACCUGUGCAUCCAGCACUCGCUCAUACAGCGCCUCGAUCUCUCGGCAGCGGCGAUGGCAUCGCGGCGCUGUGGUCGCCUACACGUCUAACACCAGCCGCGACCCACCCGGGCAUCGACAAGUCUUGUGUGAAAUGGGAAAGCGCAGCCUCGCCACUAUUGUCUAUUACCUGAUGCUCAACGCGCCGCUGUGGCUCUGUGGGAACGCGACAUUUCUGGAAGUGCCCCAGGAUGUGAGUGUCAACGAGGGGGAUGAUAUAGAGAUGUCGUGUGCGUUCCGCGCCAGUGGGACCACGUCCUACUCGCUGGAGAUCCAGUGGUGGUAUUUGAGGGAAGGCGCCAGAGGGCUCGCUCUGGGCGCGCAGACUGGCGGCGGCGGCGACGGCGACGGCGGGGGCGGCGAACGGGCCAAGGUUACGUUAAAUAAAGGGGCCACUAAAAUCAGCACUGUCCGGGUGAUGGGCAACGAUAUCUCGCACAAGCUUCGCCUGUCCGGUGUGAGGAAGGAGGACGAGGGCGUUUACGAAUGCAGGGUGACGGAUUUCAUCGACCACCAAACUCAGGAACACAAGGCGCAGGCCACGUUGCGGGUGGAGAGGCGCCGACACAGCCCGGACAUGCAGGCGGCCGAGGCCGUGUCUCACAUCCAGAGUGCCGCCGGUCGCCGCCGUGGGGGCGAGCGCUCCACGACCUCCCCCGACAAGCGCAGGGACUCGAGCACGGUCGCCAGCCACGGCCCGGCUGCUGCCGCCUCCUCCACCACCCCAGCCUCGGCCAACAGCCCGCCCGGCAACGCCGCUAUCAUCGGCCAGCACGCUGCCGGGGGCAAGCCAACACAGACACUAUCAUCAGGUUUCGAACCCCUUUGCCCUCUGGCCCUCUUGCUGCUUAUCCCUUUAAUGGUCUCACACGAUCUCUGCACAUAUUAUUGAUCCUUGGACUGACUGCAAAGCGAACCUUUCGCAAGCCAAUAAAGAAAAUGUGCAACGAAGACACAAGAGUCUGUGGAGAGAGAAAAUAACUUAAAUACUAGUGACAUCAAAUUGCCUUUCACGAUAUCGAAGGAAGCAUUUGAAGGCAAGGGAAGGGGACAUUUUCAUUUGAAGACAACCUUCAAAGAUUGACAGCAGUCACAUUCUAAAUGUUUACAAUGUGGUACAUUAAUUUUACAAUUAACACAGUGUUGGGUGUGGCAUGGCAAUGAUAAGAUGACUUUUCUUUGUGAUGAGUUAUGCCUGCUCCUUUACUACUACAAGUCGUUCCAUAGCCACCUAUCGGUUAUCGAUAAUCUAGAGUGAUAAAGCAGGGUCGGUAAAUCUAACAAAAUGUGAAUAUUUUUAAUUGAUCUGUUUUGGUUUGUUCACUCAUUUUCUUUAAUGACUUUUGGAUUUGAUUGCCUUUUAUGUUGAAACAAAUCAUCCCACCACUGAAACUAUUCAACAUCAACAAUAUUUAUUUUUUAAUAAAGAUGGGAAUUAAAGUAAGACAUUCAUUUUUAAACUGUAUUGAUAUAUUGCUGAUAAUAAGUUGGAAUAAAGAAUUUUCAAAUAACGCCUUCAAUCUGUAAUGUUGCUGUGGUCCUCAAUAUGAGCUAAAAAAUAUGUGUUCAUUUGAUUCUUCUCAACAGAUAUCGGUGUGGUUUUGAAAUGCAUGUUAGAGACACAGCACGAAAACUGGCCCUUCGGCCCUCUAAGUCCAUGCUGACCCAUUUACACUCAUCUAAUCUGACUUUACAUAUUGUUUUCAAUUCCCCCAGAUUCUACACCCUACACGCAAUAUUCAAUAUGUGAAUAUUCACUUCUCCAACUUCAAGUAACCCUUGCUUUCCCUCUCUCUCCAUCCCAGUUCUCCGACCACAAGAUGUCCCCCUGAUUUCAUUGUAACUCUGUUUGCUCUGUAUCACCUUCCCCAAGCCAACAAUGACCUAUUGUACAUUCUCCAAGAUCUUCACUUCUUUUGACCUCUUACACUUCCUUAUCUCUGUAACUCGUUAACCCUGACGCUCGGUCUGAAGAAGGGUCUCGACCCGAAACGUCACCCAUUCCUUCGCUCCAUAGAUGCUGCCUCACCCACCGAGUUUCUCCAGCUUUUUGUCUACCUUCGAUUAUUCCAGCAUCUGCAGUUCUUUCUGAGACCUAGUGAACCAUCUCUAAACAGUAAUAUUCGACCAAUAGAUGAUAUUCUAUGUGCUGUUUUGAAAGGAGAAUCGUAGUCUAAAUGUGGACCACCUGCCGUCCGUUCAAUGUCACUGAAUGAUUCUUUAUUUUGUUGGCAUGGAUAAGUACUGGUGCUAAUAACUUUCUUCACUCACGGCUGAAUAUUCAGAGUUUAUUGGGAGUGUGCAGCAUGCCUGCAAAUGGAAAUAGCAAAGGAAGCCUGAAAGAAUAAAUUCCCAGUAAGUUCAUAAAUGAUAGGAGCAGAAUUAGGCCAUUCAUCCCAUCAAGUCUACUCCACCAUUCAAUCAUGGCUGAUCUAUCUCUCCCUCCUAACCCCAUUCUCCCCAUAACCCCUGACACCCGUACUAAUCAAGAAUCUAUCUAUCUCUGCCUUUAAAAUAUCCAUUGACUUGACCUCCACAGCCUUCUGUGGCAAAGAAUUCCACAGAUUCACCACCCUCUGAUUUCACACAGAGAGUGGUGAGUCUCUGGAACUCUCUGCCGCAGAGGGUAAUCGAGGCCAGUUCAUUGGCUAUAUUUAAGAGGGAGUUAGAUGUGGCCCUUGUGGCUAAAGGGAUCAGAGGGUAUGGAGAGAAGGCAGGUACGGGAUACUGAGUUGGAUGAUCAGCCAUGAUCAUAUUGAAUGGCGGUGCAGGCUCGAAGGGCCGAAUGGCCUACUCCUGCAACUAAUUUCUAUGUUUCUAUGUUAAAGAGAUUCCUCCACAUCUCCUUCCUAAAGGAACGCCCUAUAAUUCACUACAUCCACUCUAUCCAAGCCUUUCACUAUUCGGUAAGUUUCAAUGAGGUUCCCCCUCAUCCUUCUACACUCCAGCGUGUACGGGCCCAGUGCCGUCUGGGUAGUAGAAUGCUAUUAUGACACAAAACGCUGGAGGGAUGUAGCAGGUCCGACAGCAUCAUAUUCAUUCCCUCCACAGAUAUCGAGUUCAUAAAGUUCAUACAGCUUGGGAAACAGGCCCUUCGGCACAACUUGCCAAUGACAACCAAAAUGUCCCAUCUACGCUAGUCCCUCCUGCCUGCUUUUAUCCCUCUAAACCCAUCCUAUCCAUGUACCCAUCACAAUGUCUCUUAAACGUUGCGAUGGUUCCUGUCUCAACUACCUCCUCCUGCAACUUGUUCCAAACACCCAACACCCUUUGUGUAAAAAUAGUUACCCCUCAGGCUCCCAUGAAAUCAAUCCCCCCUCACCUUAAAACUAUGUCCUCUGGUUCUUGACUCAUCUACUCUGGGCAAGAGACUGUGUGUGUUUACCCAAUCUAUUCCUCUCAUGAUUUUGUACACUUUCAUAAGAUGUGCUCCUGUGCUCCAAGGAAUAAAAGGUGCUCCAGAACGUUGUGCGUUGCUCCAGAUUCUUGUAUCUAUCAUAAUCACGAUAAUACUUUUUUAGCCAAGUAUGUUUUGCAACAUACAAGGAAUUUCAUUUGCCAAGUCAGUCAUACAAAUAAAAAGCAACAGAACACACAAAGUACAUUUUAACAUAAACAUCCACCACAGUGACUCCUCCACAUUCCUCACUGUGAUGCAAGGUGAAAAAAAAAUUAAAAUCUCUUCCCUUCUUUGCUCUCCCACGGUCGGGGGCCUGGAGCCCCCCGUUGAUGGGACGUUCCUGACUCCCGUAGCCGGCGGCGUUUGGGCCCUCUGCAUCGGGGGGAUGUCAGCUUCCCCGUGCCAGCGAUCAGACUCAGUGUCGGGGGCUGGUCAUGCCUCUGUGGCGUUGGAACGUCCCGACUCUGCCUCUCCCGAGACUGCGAGCUGUUGAUGGUAAGUCCGCAGGCCACGGUUGGGAUCAGGCAAGGGAUCAGUAUCAAU